Messenger RNA from Zerene cesonia (dogface butterfly), 720 nucleotides. Its product is annotated as mpv17-like protein 2. Bases 98 to 715 code for a protein of 205 amino acids. The record is from RefSeq and is a predicted model, not a curated record. Gene Ontology annotation, cellular component: cytoplasm; membrane. Gene Ontology annotation, biological process: mitochondrial ribosome assembly. The transcript is spliced from 2 exons. NCBI's taxonomy places the organism in Eukaryota, Metazoa, Arthropoda, Insecta, Lepidoptera, Pieridae.
AGGUGAUGUACUGUGAUGAAGUGUGGACCAAAAAUUAUAUGAAAUAUUGCAAAUUAUUUUGAAGGUUAUUCCCUCAAUCUUUUCAUGAAGAAAUUCGAUGACUCUGAGAAGAUAUUUUCGUAAUGGAUAUAAGAUUUACAAAUUGGCGAUAAAAAGAGCAUUUAGUGGCAAGAAUCUCUUCUAUACGAAUGUUUUGCUUUCCAUUGGAAUAUCCACGACUGGAGAUUUAUUAGAACAAAGUUACGAAUUGUACACUAAAGAGAUUGAUAAAUUAGACCACACAAGAACAGCGCAAAUGGCAUUGUCAGGAAUGACUGCUGGUGUUAUAUGCCAUAAUUGGUACAUUUUUUUAGACAAAGUUAUCAUAGGGCGUACAUUUGAUAUGGUUAUAAAAAAGUUACUACUAGACCAGUUUAUUUGUUCCCCCUUAGUUAUAAUGUCAUUCUUUGCAACAGUUGCUAUUUUUGAAGAGAAUCCAUUAGAGAAUUUCACAGAUGAAGUGACAGACAAGUUUUGGAUCUUAUAUAAGGCUGAGUGGUAUGUGUGGCCUCCAGCACAGAUCAUCAACUUCUAUUUUUUGCCCACCAAAUAUAGAGUUUUGUAUGACAACACUAUUUCAUUGGGUUAUGAUAUCUACACUUCGCAUAUAAAACAUAGCAAAUCAUUGAAACAUUCACACAAGGAGCAUAAAGAUGAUAAAACAGAUAAAACAUAGAAAUA